Eimeria mitis is the source of this 462-nucleotide messenger RNA. RefSeq lists its product as uncharacterized. The transcript is spliced from 2 exons. The record is from RefSeq and is a predicted model, not a curated record. Bases 1 to 462 code for a protein of 153 amino acids. NCBI's taxonomy places the organism in Eukaryota, Apicomplexa, Conoidasida, Eucoccidiorida, Eimeriidae.
AUGCAGCGCGCCAUUCGGUGGCUUAGAGAGGGGGCCCCCCCCGAUGCGGAGGCCCUAUACACAGACACUCCAUCGCCAAGAAAAACAAAAAAACGCAUGCAGCUGCAGCAGCAGCAGCAGCAGCAGCAGCAACAGCAGCCGGAGCAGCUGCAGCAGCAGCAGCAGCAGCAGCAACAGCAGCCGGAGCAGCAGCAGCAGCAGCAGCAGCAGCAGGAGCUACAGCAACGGGAGGAAGAAACUCGUGCUCCUGAGUCACAGCAGCACUUAUCUGAAUGCCAUCAGCAGCAACAGCAGCAGCCGCAGCAGCAACAACAGCAGCAACAGCAACAGCAGCAGGAGCAGCAGCAGGAGCAGCAGCAGGCAGCAGCAGCAGCAGCAGCAGCAACAGCAGCCGGAGCAGCAGCAGCAGCAGCAGCAGCAGCAGGAGCUGCAGCAGCGGGAGGAAGCGACUCGUGCUCCUGA